AUGAAGCUCCUCACAAAGGAAGAAGAAGAUGCCCACUACAGCCAGGUCCUCAAGGGAGGCUCCAUCGGUACAGUCCUCGGUCUCAUCGGUGGCUAUGCAGGUGUCAUGGCCGCAUCCCGCCGCUACCACACAAUCCGCAACCUCACAAUCCCCAUGAAAGCUUUCCUUGUCACAUCAUCCGGAACCUUCGUCGGUAUCAUUGGUGCCGACCGCUCCUCCCGCGCCUUCGAAGCUUCCCAGAACCAGAGCCGACAAUGGUAUGAGAACCGCGAGGAGCGCCUCCGCGAAGAGGGACUGCGCGGGUUGAGCUUCUCCGAUCGCGCUCUCGCCUGGGCAAGGGAGGAGCGCUACACCAUCGUCUUCUCUACGUGGGUGGCGUCAAUGAUUGGUAGCUUUGCCAUUGUCGGGCGCAACCCUUACCUCUCGGGUCCGCAGAAGCUCGUCCAAGCUCGUGUUUAUGCGCAGGGCGCCACGCUUGCUGUGCUGAUUGCUAGUGCUGCUUUUGAGAUCUCCGAGAGGAGGAGGGUUAGGAAAGACCUUGAUGCUAAGAAGAUCGCCGCCGGCCUGCCGGUGGACGCCGAGGCGCCGAAGGGCGAAGAGGGAGGUGAUCUUUGGAAGGAUAUGGUUGCUGCUGAGGAGCAGCGCCUGAAGAAGCAGCACCGCUCACUAUACGAGAAGCACCACACAGACGCCGGAUCUGACCCUGAGUCUGGGUCUACCUCGCCGCAGCAGAAGGCUGGUGUUGAGGGGGUGCAGAGUGAGCAGGAGCAGGAGCAGAAGGGUGAGGAGAAGAAGGAAAAGCAAAAGUGA
Messenger RNA from Aspergillus mulundensis, 810 nucleotides. RefSeq names its product HIG1 domain-containing protein. The record is from RefSeq and is a predicted model, not a curated record. Bases 1 to 810 code for a protein of 269 amino acids. Lineage: Eukaryota; Fungi; Ascomycota; Eurotiomycetes; Eurotiales; Aspergillaceae. Gene Ontology annotation, cellular component: mitochondrial inner membrane. Gene Ontology annotation, biological process: mitochondrial respiratory chain complex IV assembly. The transcript is spliced from 2 exons.